AUGAAUUCAACAUUGGGAAAUUGUAAUUUGUUUGAAGGAAGUUGGGUUUAUGAUGAAUCUUACCCAAUUUAUGAUUCAUUAAAUUGUCCUUUUUUAGUUGAUGGUUUCAAUUGUCUUAAGAAUGGAAGGGUUGAUGAGUUUUAUCUCAAAUAUAGAUGGCAGCCUACUACUUGCAAUCUCCCAAGGUUUGAUGGAAAAGCUUUGCUAGAAAAAAUGAAAGGUAAAAAUAUUGUGUUUGUGGGAGACUCAUUAGGCUACAAUCAAUGGGAAUCUCUUGCAUGUUUGCUUCAUGCUGCUUUUCCUUCUUCCAAAUAUGUCUAUCAAUCAAGGGAUUCUCUCAUCACUCUCAAAUUUCCAGAAUAUGAAGUGUCAGUGCAGUACUUGAGAAAUAGAUUUCUUGUAGACAUUUCCCUUGAGAAAGUUGGCAGAAUUUUGAAGCUUGAUUCCAUUACUAAAACUUCAAUUUGGGAAGGAGCUGAUGUUUUAAUCUUCAAUAGUUAUCAUUGGUGGACUCAUACUGGGUUAUUACAAGGGUGGGAUUACUUAGAAGUUGAUGGCAAGCUAUUUAAAGAUAUGGAUCGUAUGAAAGCAUAUAAUAUUGGAUUGAGUACUUGGGCUAAAUGGAUUGACACUAACAUUGAUCCUAACAAGACUAGUGUCUUCUUUCAAGGAAUUCCUGCUGUCCAUUUUUCUGGUGCAAAUUGGGGUGAGCCAAAGGAGGUAAGCUGCAAGGGGCAAACCAAACCCCUAAAAGGAUCAACUUAUCCAGGAGAGAGAUAUCCAGGAGAACUUGUCAUAAAGAAAGUGUUGAACACAAUGAAGAAACAAGUACACUUGCUUGAUAUUACAUUGUUGACUCAAUUGAGAAAAGAUGGACAUCCAUCUAUUUAUGGCCCAAGUGGUCAACUAGAUUGCAGCCAUUGGUGUGUUGCUGGAGUACCAGACACUUGGAAUUUACUAUUAUAUACAACUCUUAUUUCAUAG
Molecule: messenger RNA, 984 nt
Organism: Solanum stenotomum
Lineage: Eukaryota; Viridiplantae; Streptophyta; Magnoliopsida; Solanales; Solanaceae
Product: protein trichome birefringence-like 39
Exons: 5
Coding region: 1-984 (327 amino acids)
Cellular component (GO): Golgi apparatus
Molecular function (GO): O-acetyltransferase activity
Source: RefSeq, a predicted model, not a curated record